This is a messenger RNA of Rhincodon typus (whale shark), 754 nucleotides long. Its product is annotated as 14 kDa phosphohistidine phosphatase-like. NCBI's taxonomy places the organism in Eukaryota, Metazoa, Chordata, Chondrichthyes, Orectolobiformes, Rhincodontidae. The record is from RefSeq and is a predicted model, not a curated record. Gene Ontology annotation, cellular component: cytosol. Gene Ontology annotation, molecular function: protein histidine phosphatase activity. Gene Ontology annotation, biological process: peptidyl-histidine dephosphorylation. The transcript has 2 exons. The coding region runs from base 214 to 603 and encodes 129 amino acids.
CACCACACUAUUAUCUCUGACUCCAGCAACUGCAGUUCUUACUAUUUCCACACUGUGUUAUUUCUGACUCCAGCAUCGGCAGUUGUUACUAUGUCUGACGCCCGUGUUCUUUGUGUCUACGGUCGUGCCGCACAUGCGCAUGCUUGGUGUUCAUAACCACCUCUCCGAUUGGUGGAACGCGUAUUAUGAAUAACGCCGUGCCGGUCACCAAGCAUGCUUGGUAAGCAUAACGUCCCUGCCGGUCAUGCGCAUGCACCUCGUGCUACGUCCCUGCCGGUCAUGUGCAUGCUCGAUAUGCGUUACGGCCGUGCCGGCAACGCGCAUGCUCAGUGUGUUAUAGCGGGGGCUUGCACUCUGGCGGCUCCAUGGCGCUCAGUUUGGCGGAGCUCGAUGAUGUCCGCAUCGAUCCGGGCGGCGUCUUUAAAUACGUCCUCAUUCGUGUGUGGAGUGAAAGUGACAACCCCCAGGAGAAGACUAUCGUCCGCGGCUGGGCUUCGGCCGAGUAUCACGGGCUAUGGACGUGCAAAGCAUGAAAUCACAACAGAGCUCCUGAAAGCCAAGUAUCCAGACUACAAUGUGACCUGGGCGAAUGAGGGUUACUGACAUGUGGCCUGGGCCUGACUGCCGUGCAGCUGUUCUAGUGUAUGGAGCCUUGGCAGCAGUUCAACUUAUUUCCCUUGACUCUGAAGCCUCUUGUUGGAGAUGCGCUGAUCAUGUUUGUUUGCAAUCUGAAUUAAAGUAAAUUAUCACUGAA